GUUACUACUCGGUACUAGCGAGCCAAGGCCCUGGAGAGACACAGUUGACAACGGGUCCCGUCCCGGCCCAUCGUUUGCUAACUAUUUUGUCUUUUCGCCUCCGCCACGACCCGAUACCGACCUGAGGUUUUUCCCUGGGUGCUUCAUUUAUUACUCCCCUCCCUUCCUCCUUUUCCCGCCUGUGUUUCUUGUUCCCUCCCCGCGACCCAAUUGGUAUCCCUCUCUCUUCUCCCAAGGGCCAUUGGAACUUGUCAACCGUUCCUCUGAGUGUAUUCAUCCAAUACCGAGGCAACAUCACCAAGCUGCUCUCAACCCUCCUCCUUCUCUUCCUAGAAGCAGCACAAUAAUACCAGCCGCCAUGGCUUCCACCACUUCGUCUGCGCCGGCCGGCCAGAACCCCGUUCUCCGCCGCACCGUGACCAGCAACACCGUCGAGACUGACGCUUCGGUUCCUUCGACUGCCAUGGCUUCGCCCGUGGACUCGCCCCGUCCUUCUGCUUCCUCGACGUCCUUGUCGUCUAUGGCUUCUGACGAUGCCGUCCUCCAGAAGAAGGCCAACUACACCAAGCUGUACGACACCUACGGCAACGAGUUCACCCCUCCCGAUUUCACCAUCAAGGACAUCCACAACGCUAUCCCCAAGCACUGCUUCGAGCGUUCUGCCCUCAAGGGUUACGCCUACAUCGCCCGCGAUAUCCUCUGCCUCACUACCACCUUCUUGAUCUUCCACAACUUCGCUACCCCCGAGUACGUGCCUUCCAAGGCUGCUCGUGUUGUUCUCUGGGCCGUCUACACCGUCCUCCAGGGUCUCUUCGGUACCGGUCUUUGGGUCAUUGCCCACGAGUGCGGUCACCAAGCCUUUUCGCCCUCCAAGACCAUCAACCACGCCACCGGCUGGGUUCUUCACUCGGCUCUCCUCGUCCCUUACUUCAGCUGGCAGAUUUCCCACAGCAAGCACCACAAGGCCACUGGCCACAUGGAGCGUGACAUGGUUUUCGUGCCCCGCACUCGCGAGCAGCAGGCCACUCGCGCCGGCCGCUUGGCCCACGAAGUCGGCGAGCUGGCUGAGGAGACUCCUAUCUACACCCUCCUGAUGCUUAUCGCCCAGCAGCUCGUUGGCUGGCCCAACUACCUCAUGACCAACGUCACCGGCCACGACUUCCACGAGCGCCAGCGUGAGGGCCGCGGCAAGGGCAAGCACAACGGUUCCGGCGGUGGUGUCAACCACUUCGACCCCAAGAGCCCCAUUUUCGAGGCCAAGGACGCCAAGCUCAUUGUCAUGUCUGACAUUGGUGUCGGCAUCACCAUGACCGUCCUUACCCUCCUCGGUAACAAGUUUGGCUGGUCCAACCUCCUGGUUUGGUACUUCAUUCCAUACCUCUGGGUUAACCACUGGCUCGUUGCCAUUACCUUCCUUCAGCACACCGACCCUACCCUUCCUCACUACACCGCCGGUGAGUGGAACUUUGUUCGCGGCGCCGCUGCCACUAUCGAUCGCGAGAUGGGCUUCAUCGGACGCCACCUCCUCCACGGUAUCAUCGAGACCCACGUCCUUCACCACUACAUCAGCACCAUUCCCUUCUACAACGCCGACGAGGCUUCCGACGCCAUCAAGCCUGUCAUGGGCAAGCACUACCGUGCUGAUGUCAAGGAUGGCCCGGUUGGCUUCAUCAAGGCCCUGUACAAGUCUGCGCGUAUGUGCCAGUGGGUUGAGCCUAGUGCCGAGGCCCAGGGUGAGGGCAAGGGUGUCUUGUUCUUCCGCAACCACAACGGUAUUGGUACUGCCCCUAUCAAGGGUGCGGUGAACUAAGUCACGGCGUUGAGCGACUGAACGAAAAAGGAAAACAAGGUCGUGUCAUCUCAUGAGCCGGUCCACGAUGGCCCUCUCUGCAUAUGCUAGUGUAGGACUACGGCGAUUCGUACCGCCGAGUUAUUCGGGCUUUGGGCCUGGCUGUCAAGUCUCGUUAAUGUGCGAUCUUCCGAGGACGCUGUGGUAAUG
Molecule: messenger RNA, 1999 nt
Organism: Colletotrichum godetiae
Lineage: Eukaryota; Fungi; Ascomycota; Sordariomycetes; Glomerellales; Glomerellaceae
Product: fatty acid desaturase
Exons: 2
Coding region: 359-1810 (483 amino acids)
Biological process (GO): unsaturated fatty acid biosynthetic process
Molecular function (GO): oxidoreductase activity, acting on paired donors, with oxidation of a pair of donors resulting in the reduction of molecular oxygen to two molecules of water
Source: RefSeq, a predicted model, not a curated record